CGUCAUGGAAUAUAGGGUGCAAAAAAGCAAUCAUUCUCGCACAGAACAAAAGCACUGCUCAGCAGCCCAGACAGCAGCAGUCCAUUUGUGUAUAUAAACAAGCACUCGUCGCCAUAUUUCCCCUCGUUAUCAAUCAGAUACUCACUUGUAUACCCUUCCAGUAUGAAGGACAACUGCGUUCCUCUUUACACCUCGCACCAGUUGGGAAAGACGGUGUCCAACUAUGCAGAGCAACACUCAACAGCGCUGCCCAAGUAUCUCACCGAUUAUCAUGCAAACAUCUCUGCCAACCGUAGCGACUCUAACUAUAUGAGCUCUCUCUUUCAAUCACAGUACCAUACAUUUCUGGCCAAGUCCACUGGUGCCAAAAGAGUUCUUGAAAUCGGCGUCUACGUUGGAUUCUCCGCCCUUGUCUGGGCUGAUGCUGUCGGUCCUGAUGGGCUUGUUACGGGGUUAGAAUUUGAGCCAGAGUAUGCCGAAUUAUCCAAGAAAGUCUUUGAGGCGAACAACGUCAAGAAUAUAGACAUCGUUGUUGGCCCUGCUGCUGAAACUAUCCCCAAGCUCAACCCCUCUGAGCCUUACGACCUUGUCUUUAUGGACGCAGAUAAGACUGGGUAUCCUGGGUACUUGAAACAAAUUCUAGAACUAUCAAAGCCGGGCAGCACCAACAGACUUCUUCGCCCAGGAGCCCUCAUUGUCUCAGACAAUGUGCUGCGUCGAGGCAUGGUUGUAGUUGACAAUGCAGUCAGUGAUGAUGGGCUUCCGGCGGACCAGCUGGAUAGUAUCUUGGCUGUCCGGGAGUUUAACGAGAUGGCACUGAAGAGCUCUCGACUUGAGACGUUUCUUCUUCCCUUGUGGGACGGUAUUAAUCUCUCACGUCUGGUUGAUUAGCUACAAACCCAGCAUAUGCCAGACAUAUCACUUGUCGCGCUGAAGGUAACAUUGAAAUAAUGUUGUAGUUAUAUGUAUUAAGUUUAAAUAAAUAAAUAACAAAAAUAAAUCGUCAAUGUGACAUGUGCCACGCUGGUAUCGUCUCUAUAAAGACUCCGUCUAAAUAGACAAUUCGUGAUCUCAUAUUCCAAUCAAUGAAAACCUUCGGUAUUGGUAUUUCCAAACAUUGUAAUUAGUCCAUCUCUUUCUGAUGAAAAGGGAAAUAUUUGGUAGCGUAAUCAGCGUUACUGCUGAGGGGGUUGUGUUGUUUAAUAGCGAGUGGGAGAGGUGCUGUAGGCGGCCAUCUUCUUCUGCUCGCGGUUCUUGCGGCGACGGCCAGAGCAGCAUGUGAUAAAGACAGCAAUCGUGCCAAUGAGGCAGAGAAUAGCGGCGGCGAGAACAAGCCAGAUACCGACAGACCAGCUAGCAGUAGCAGCGGUGUCGCGGUUGAUUCGUCGUCGAAUGAUGGAGAAGCCAGCAAAGUCACAAGCCAAAGCAAUGAUGGUAACGAGGAAGGCGGCGAUAGAAACGAGAGUUGACAUGAGCGAGCCAAAGAUGCCAGCGCCGAGAGCCAGAAGGAAAGAAAUGAAGCAAAGACCAGCACCGAUGGGGUGCAGAACCAUUACAUAGGUCAUGGCCUUUGCAGUGCCGGCGCCAAUUUCGGACAGG
Molecule: messenger RNA, 1599 nt
Organism: Fusarium graminearum PH-1
Lineage: Eukaryota; Fungi; Ascomycota; Sordariomycetes; Hypocreales; Nectriaceae
Exons: 3
Coding region: 163-891 (242 amino acids)
Molecular function (GO): S-adenosylmethionine-dependent methyltransferase activity; O-methyltransferase activity
Source: RefSeq, a predicted model, not a curated record